Molecule: messenger RNA, 1170 nt
Organism: Baudoinia panamericana UAMH 10762
Lineage: Eukaryota; Fungi; Ascomycota; Dothideomycetes; Mycosphaerellales; Teratosphaeriaceae
Exons: 1
Coding region: 103-1020 (305 amino acids)
Source: RefSeq, a predicted model, not a curated record
AUGUUGCUGAAAAUGUCACAUAUUCAGAAGACACACUGACUCCGUCCAGUCAACUUCGUUCAAACCGAAUGCGUCCGCAAGCUUGAAGAGAUCAAGGCGAAGAUGGCGAUCGUGGAGAAAGGCCGUGAGGAGAUCAGGCUCGCUUCGGCGUACCUGCUCGAACACGGCUGGACACACGAAGACAUUGCCGCUCUGAUGUCUUCGGCGGUGGAAGAUGCUCCACCUCCCACCCAAGCGGCACCAGAGCGUCCGGCGAAGAAGCCAAGGCCGCAGAAGCCGGCUCCCGGUUCCGAGGGCAAGGCUGAGGCCAAGGUGACCUCCAGUGACCAGAUUUCUGGUCGGGAGCCGCCGAAGGCAAAGAAGCCGGCUCUCGGUUCCGAGGGCAAGGCUGAGGCCAAGGUGACUUCAUCCAAUGACCAAGUUGUUGGUCAGGAUACGGAUGCGAUGGCCGUGGACGGCGGCGUGGCGGAAGAAGAGAAGCCCGAACGGGAGUUCACGGUAGUAAACGCUCACGGGAAGAUGAAGCGGGUGAAUCCGGCAGCCAAGACAAGGCUCGAGGCAGGUACGCUUAUCUCGAGGUCGAAGCCUGCCGGCUUCGCGUGCGAAGACUACUGGCUGGGUUCUUGCGCCAGAGGUGAUGGUACUUGCGAGUUUACCCACGAUUGGGUGGAUACGCUCGUAAGGAGCCAGAACUUCAAGGCGGCGAGCAGGUCGGGAAGUCUUCCUGCGCACGCCCUGAAAGCAUUGCGUGACUUCGACUUCCGCAAGAAGAACGCAGCUGACAAAGCGGCUGCACCGGAGCACAACACUGUGCUGCAUAAGCUGCCGGCAAAGUGCGCCGAGGCUGAAAAGCCUUCCGGCCUCUCUGCUAGUACCGGAGCAGAGGAGCGGCAGCAGGCUGAAAAGCCUGUCAAGCUUCCUCAGGCGACUGGAGAACGUUGGAGCGAGAUGGCUUCCAACCUGGGCUUCUCCGAGGGCGAGGAAGAUGCAAUUGUUGCAUCGCCCAAGUCUACGAGUUGACCAGUCUCAUUCUGAGAUUCUCUGGGGGGUUCUAUGAGCCCUCAUCAGAUCUUGCGCCUGGACUGCGGAGGACUGAAGAGGUUAUUACGCAGUGCGAAAUCUAGACGGUGAUCAGCGCGGCCUUGACUGCCAACACGAACAAGCUUCAGC